Grammomys surdaster is the source of this 1360-nucleotide messenger RNA. It is a transcript of the gene Hibadh, whose product is annotated as 3-hydroxyisobutyrate dehydrogenase. Gene Ontology annotation, molecular function: 3-hydroxyisobutyrate dehydrogenase activity; NAD binding; NADP binding. Gene Ontology annotation, biological process: L-valine catabolic process. The record is from RefSeq and is a predicted model, not a curated record. Gene Ontology annotation, cellular component: mitochondrion. NCBI's taxonomy places the organism in Eukaryota, Metazoa, Chordata, Mammalia, Rodentia, Muridae. The coding region runs from base 1 to 657 and encodes 218 amino acids. The transcript is spliced from 5 exons.
AUGGCGCUCGAUGCUUAUCAGAAAUACAUUUUUGAGGCAAGGGAUUUAAGUUUGGCUUUUAGGUUUGUCCUUAAUUUUGAUAUAUUACUUGAGCAGUUUUGCUUCAAUCUCUUUUCCCCAAAUGACCCAGGUGUAGGAGCUGCUCGGUCUGGAAACCUUACAUUUAUGGUGGGAGGAGUUGAAGAUGAAUUCGCUGCUGCCCAAGAGUUGCUGGGGUGCAUGGGCUCCAAUGUGGUGUACUGUGGAGCUGUUGGGACUGGGCAGUCUGCAAAGAUCUGCAACAACUUGCUGUUGGCUAUAAGUAUGAUUGGAACCGCUGAAGCUAUGAACCUCGGAAUCAGGUCAGGCCUUGACCCAAAACUAUUGGCUAAAAUCCUGAAUAUGAGCUCAGGACGAUGCUGGUCCAGCGACACUUACAACCCUGUCCCUGGGGUUAUGGCUGGAGUCCCCUCAUCUAAUAACUACCAAGGUGGAUUUGGAACAACACUCAUGGCUAAGGAUCUGGGAUUGGCUCAAGACUCUGCUACCAGCACCAAGACCCCAAUUCUCCUAGGAAGCGUAGCCCAUCAGAUAUACAGGAUGAUGUGUUCAAAAGGCUACUCAAAGAAAGACUUCUCAUCUGUGUUCCAGUAUCUACGGGAGGAGGAGCCCUUCUGACUGUGCCCUGUGGACAUGGACACUGUUAGGAACCAAACUCUGUCCUGAGCUUCCUUCUAGCUCACUCUAGAAGUAACGGGUUUAAUCAAAGGUCGUCUGUCUGCUUUUGAUUGUCUACAUUACAGCAAUCCCUGGGAAUUUGUAUCCACUUUAAAUGCUGCUGCUUCCAUCUGUUUAGCAAACACACCCAGUGGUUUCCACUAACUAGCCCAGUUGACCUUUUUAAAACCUUGAGCACCUUCAACAGAAUUGAGCAUUCUGAUCAGGAUAUUUUAUUUACUCCACUUUGCAAAGAAAACCAAAUGUGUCAACAAGAUGGAAUCCAUGGUAAAAAGGAAAGAAACCGGUUACAAAGACAAAUUACAGGGAAAUUUGUCCUGUUAACCACGUGCUAUUAUUCCUUCAUUCUGGGUUACUGACUAACUGUCCAGGGGCUGAGGGGUAAGACAGCCUGUUGACACUUGUCUUCCUGUUUGGAUUGUUACAGUAUCUUAGUGUACCCGCCUGUUACAGCUUCCACACUCAGCCAGCUUGCUUCUGUAUUUUUGCUUCCUGUAUAUUCUUACUACAUAUUUUUGACUCCAGAAAAUUGACACCUUUAAGACUGUUUCAGAGCCAAUGAUAUUUCCUUUAGAUAAUUAUUACAUUAUUCUAACUAUAGUCAUAUUAUUUUGGAUUUAAAUAAAUUUCUAUCCUGAUAACA